AUGUCGUUUCUAGGAAUUCGAAAUUUCAUCGUCAACUGCAUCAUCGAACACUCGAAAACAGAGGAUAAAUUGAAAAGCGAACGGGCCUUUCUGAACAAGUUGAAUCUGGUACUGGUGUCCAUUUUGAAGCAGGAGUGGCCGCAUAACUGGCCCACAUUCAUCAACGAAAUCAUCUCGUCAUGCCACACCAGUUUGUCGAUUUGCGAAAACAACAUGGUGAUUCUGCGCUUGCUAUCAGAGGAGGUUUUCGAUUACUCGCAGGACCAGAUGACCUCGACCAAGGCCCGGAAUUUGAAAACUACGAUGUGUCAGGAAUUCUCGUCGAUCUUCCAAUUGUGCAUCGAGGUAUUAAGCACCGCAACUCAAAGCAGCUUGGUUAAGGCUACCUUAGAAACCUUACUACGGUUUCUUAAUUGGAUUCCGUUGGGCUAUGUCUUUGAGACUCAGAUUAUCGACACGCUUCUUAACCGCUUCUUGGAUGUGCCAGACUUUCGAAAUGCGACAAUGAAGUGCUUGACCGAAAUCGGAGGGUUGCAGGUUGGCUCCCAGUUUUCAUAUGACGAGAAACUUGUGCAUAUGUUCACUGAGACUCUAACCACCGUCUCGAAAAUCAUUCCCUUAUCUCUGGAUUUACGACAGACAUACUCGACCAGCAACUCUCGAGAUCAGGAGUUCGUUCUCAAUCUGGCACUCUUUCUCACCAACUUUUUUAGUGUUCGCCUGAAUCUUAUCGAGCGUCUUCCGAAUCGUGACUACUUAGCACAUGGCCAUUUCUACCUCAUCCGCAUCAGUCAAAUUGACGACCGCGAGAUCUUUAAGAUUUGCCUAGAGUACUGGACGAAGCUUGUCCAGGAGUUAUACGAGGAGAUGCAACAGCUACCAAUCACGGAUAUCAAUCCCCUUGUGAGCAUGGGCGUCAGCGGCCUUUCCAACGGAGGAGCUCCUAACCCUACCACUCUCGCUAAUUAUCCUCUUCGAAAACAUAAAUUCUCCGAAGUUCUUUCCAGCCUCAGAACUGUGAUGAUCGAGAAGAUGGUACGACCUGAAGAAGUCUUGAUCGUCGAGAACGAUGAGGGUGAAAUUGUCCGGGAGUUUGUGAAGGAAAGCGACACUAUUCAAUUAUACAAGACCACCAGAGAAUGCUUGGUCUACCUUACACAUCUCGACGUCGUCGACACGGAAAACAUCAUGGCAGACAAGCUAUCCAAACAGGUGGAUGGCACUGAGUGGUCGUGGGCGAAUUGCAACACACUAUGCUGGGCUAUCGGGUCGAUAUCUGGUGCGAUGAACGAAGAAACAGAGAAGAGAUUCCUUGUGACAGUCAUUAAAGACCUUCUUGGAUUGACUGAGAUGAAACGAGGGAAAGACAACAAAGCUGUGGUUGCAAGUAAUAUUAUGUAUAUUGUUGGACAAUACCCUAGGUUUUUGAAAGCCCACUGGAAGUUCUUGAAGACCGUGGUGAAUAAACUGUUUGAAUUCAUGCAUGAGACACAUGAAGGUGUCCAAGACAUGGCGUGCGAUACCUUCAUCAAGAUUGCCAACAAGUGUAAACGACACUUUGCUGUGCAUCAGCCUGGCGAGUCGGAACCGUUCAUUGACGAAAUUCUUGGGUCAAUGAGAAAGAUCACCUGUGAUCUAUCGCCACAGCAGGUUCACACCUUCUACGAAGCCUGUGGCUACAUGAUUUCGGCUCAAGGCCAGAAGUCGAUACAGGACCGACUCAUCGGGGAACUGAUGUCCUUACCCAACUCUGCUUGGGAUGCCAUCAUCAACCAAGCGAACCAGGACCCUGCGAUUCUGCAAGACGGAGAAACGAUAAAGAUUGUGGGGAAUAUCAUGAAGACCAACGUCGCGGCAUGCUCUUCGAUUGGUAGUUACUUUUAUUCGCAGAUUGGUCGCAUAUAUCAUGAUAUGCUGAACAUGUACCGUGCUUCGAGCCAGUUGAUUAAUGAAGCUGUUGCGAGAGACGGAAAUAUUGCAACGAAGACACCGAAAGUUCGCGGCCUUAGGACUAUCAAGAAGGAGAUUUUAAAACUUGUUGAUAUCUAUGUCGAGAAGGCAGACGACUUGGAAAUGGUCAAUAGCAACAUGGUCCCUCCACUUCUUGAAGCCGUUCUUCUAGAUUAUAACCGCAACGUGCCCGAUGCUCGAGAAGCGGAGGUUCUAAAUGUUAUGACGACAAUUAUCCACAAGCUUCAUGGCAUGAUGGAAGACAAAGUACCCAUUAUUAUGGAGAGUGUUUUUGAAUGCACCCUGGAGAUGAUCAACAAAGAUUUCCACGAAUACCCCGAGCAUCGUGUCAGCUUUUUCAAAUUGCUCCAGGCUAUCAACCUCUACUGCUUCCCUGCGCUGCUUAAACUAGAUGGAAGCCAAUUUAAAUUUGUCAUUGACUCUUGCAUGUGGGCCAGCAAGCAUGAUAACCGAGAAGUGGAAAAUACGGGUCUGGCUAUGUGCCUUGAGCUGAUGAACAACAUGGCAGAAACCAACCCGCAAACAUCAGGGAUAUUUUUCCAGCAAUUCUACAUUCCGAUCCUUCAGGACGUAUUCUUCGUUCUUACCGAUACUGAUCACAAAGCUGGCUUUAAAUCCCAAGCCAUGCUUCUUUCCCGCAUGUUCUACUUUGUCGCCGCUGAUAAAAUACAGCAACCAAUUUACUCUGCAGACCAAGCACCAAUGGGGACACCGAACAGAGAGUUUCUUCAGCAAUACGUGGCCAACCUUCUCCAGACGGCCUUUAAAAACUUACAAGAGUUGCAAGUUAAACAGUUUGUGCAGGGACUGUUCGCCUUCAACGAAGAUUUCACGAAGUUCAAAACUCACCUGAGAGAUUUCUUGAUCUCGUUGAAAGAGUUCGCUGGAGAUAAUGCUGAACUCUACGCCGAAGAAAGAGAGCAGGCGCUCAAGGAAGCAAAAGCUGCGGAGAGAGACCGUGCAAUGAAGGUUGGCGGUCUGUUGAAACCUGCCGAGAUGGAUCAGGAAGAUGAGCUGUGA
Molecule: messenger RNA, 2991 nt
Organism: Ophidiomyces ophidiicola
Lineage: Eukaryota; Fungi; Ascomycota; Eurotiomycetes; Onygenales; Onygenaceae
Gene: CRM1
Product: Karyopherin transporter
Exons: 7
Coding region: 1-2991 (996 amino acids)
Biological process (GO): protein export from nucleus; ribosomal large subunit export from nucleus; ribosomal small subunit export from nucleus
Cellular component (GO): cytoplasm; nucleus
Molecular function (GO): nuclear export signal receptor activity
Source: RefSeq, a predicted model, not a curated record